Molecule: messenger RNA, 569 nt
Organism: Trichobilharzia regenti
Lineage: Eukaryota; Metazoa; Platyhelminthes; Trematoda; Strigeidida; Schistosomatidae
Source: the annotation of a GenBank genome assembly
UAGCAACUUCGCUUCUUAAAACCAACACCGCGCCUUAUUGAUAUAAGUGUAAAACUCGGGCAUUGUGGUAGAAUGUAAUUCCUUUCUAGGUGAAAUUUAUUUUGAUGAGAUCACAGUGUUGUACGGUAAUAUUUAUUGGUGACCACGUUUCGAGCUCAUAACCCUUUCAGCUGGAUCCGUAAUCGAAUGAUUCAUCUGUUGUUAAUAAUUUUCCUAUGGGUUCUGAGUGGGACAUUGGGCAUCAACACACACACACACAUCUCCACUUUCCUCUAUGUUCUGUUGUUACCUUCAGCUGGGUCUCUCUUUUCCUUCUCACCAUACGAGCUCUUUCACGUCACCUUCACACCGAUGACCCACUCGUCAUCUCCCGUUUGGAUACCACUCGAGCGAUGGCCUACAUUGAGCGUGAUGCCAUUCGACGGCCUUCUCAGGGUUUAUCCAAACCGUCUCCAUUUUCUCCUAUAUAUUUGUUGAGCAAUCGUCUCCUGGUUGGUUCGUUGUACUGCAGAGUUCUUUUCUGGCCAGCCACUUGAUCUUAAGUAUGGAGCCUGCGAAGGGCGCUAUUU